Molecule: messenger RNA, 1692 nt
Organism: Sinocyclocheilus rhinocerous
Lineage: Eukaryota; Metazoa; Chordata; Actinopteri; Cypriniformes; Cyprinidae
Product: oxysterol-binding protein-related protein 7-like
Exons: 8
Coding region: 254-934 (226 amino acids)
Cellular component (GO): nuclear membrane; perinuclear endoplasmic reticulum; plasma membrane
Molecular function (GO): cholesterol binding
Source: RefSeq, a predicted model, not a curated record
UGUGGCUGCGUUCUCUAUUUCAGGCUAUGCCUGGGCCAGCUGGCGUAAUCGUUACAAACCAUUUAACCCUGUUCUAGGGGAAACGUAUGAGAAUGUGCGGGAGGAUCAUGGUUUCCGUUAUAUUGCAGAGCAGGUCAGUCAUCACCCACCUCUGUCUGCCUGCCAUGCAGAGUCUGAUAACUUCAGCUUUUGGCAAGACCAGAGAUGGAAAAAUAAGUUCUGGGGGAAGUCAGUGGAAAUCGUUUCAACCGGAAUGGUUAAUGUCACUCUGCCAAACUACGGUGAUCAUUAUGAGUGGAAUAAAGCAGUCACUUGCAUCCACAAUGUGUUCAGUCAACAGAGAUCGCUCGAGCACUACGGUGACAUAGUCAUUCGUAAUCUCAACAACAAUGAGUGCACCUGCAAGAUCACAUUUGUCAAAUCGCGGUACUGGGGUGAUGAAAACAGCAAGAAUGAAGUGCAGGGCACUGUCCUUGACCGUGCUGGCAGAGUGCUUCACCGCUUCGGGGGAUCAUGGCAUGAAGGCAUCUUCUGUGAUACACUUCCCAACCCACAAUGCAUUUGGAAGCCCAAUCCUCAACCAGAUGAUUACUUUGACUACUAUGGCUUCUCCCAGUAUGCCAGAGAGCUCAAUGAACUGACGCCUGAUAUAAAGAAUAAAUUGCCCCCGACAGACACUCGUUUCCGUCCAGACCAAAGGCUUCUUGAAGAUGGCAAAGUGGAAGAAGCCGAUAAACGUAAGGAUGAAAUAGAGGAGAAACAACGUGAAAGACGGAAGGCAAUGACCAAGAAGGGUGAAGAGCAUGUUCCACGUUUCUUUGUAAAAACCAUAGAUCACGCUGGAAGAGAGGUGUGGGUGACAAAUGGAACUUAUUGGAAGAUUCGAGAAAAUCCAGGAUUUGCCAGCACUGAAAAUCUGGAUUUGUGGUGUUGAUGGAAUUGAAGUCCUGCGAUUUGUGACAUCCCAGUAUUCUGUUAGCGAAACUCAUGAAUUUUGGCAUGUCAGUAUGGUUAGUGUAUGUAUAUAAUUAUAUUUUAUAUAACUGUUGUGAAUUUUAGAACAAGCAAAAGACUUCACAGGCAAUGUAGGAAUGGAGUUUUGGUGCUUUUUAAUCUAAAUAGUGAUAUUCCUAAAGCCAUACAUCUCUCAUUUUUAGUGAUGAUUUAAAAAUAGGUUUGUGUUAAUCAAAAAUACUUGUCUUAAAAAUAUAGAUGUCUUAAAAAUAUACUUUUUUUUGUUUUUAAAUAUUUUUUUUAUUGAAAGAUGAGGCCUAAUGUCAGGGAUUUAGGGACCUCCCAGACAGUAAUGGACUGUGGGACAUUACACUAAGGGACAUGUACUGAUCAUAUAUUAAUAUCCAUCUUAGCUAACUAUAGUGAUUUAGUACAGAAUGUUUCCCAUUCCAAUAGACCUUAAUGUGUAAAUAAUGCAUGUCUAUACUGUUUGCUGUAAGUUGUUUUUUUAACGGAUGGAUUUAAUUAUUUCUGAUAGAAAAUCUUGCAUGAUCUCACUGUAUAAAAUACUUUUUCAUUGUUAAUUUGAGGAAUUACCUAGCACAAUGACAUUUUCAGUAGAUCUGGUUGAAAAUCCAAAAAGAAAUAUUUUGGUGAAAAGUGUAAUCGGGUUGUGUGCAAUUUCUUGUAUGAAUGCAUUUCCAAUCAGAUGAGACUUGAAUAAAUAUUAAAUUUGAA